AUGAGUAUUUUGCAGGAAAAAAGUGCUGUCUCUCAACUCCCUCCUUCUAUAAAGGAGCUGAUAAAGGUUUUAUAUGGAGGGAAACGGUUUGGUAAUCACGUGGAUGAAGUUUGGCCUAACCUGUACAUUGGGGAUAUGUCAGUGGCAAAUGAUCGCUACAGCCUGUGGAAGCUGGGAAUCACUCAUGUUGUGAAUGCAGCUCAUGGGAGGAUGUACUGUCAGGGGAGUCAUGACUUCUAUGGAUCCACAGUGGAUUAUUAUGGAGUGCCUGCUGAUGACUCACCGUCUUUUGACCUGUCUUGCUAUUUCUUUCCCUCCGCUGAGUACAUUCAGAAGGCACUCGACUCAACUGCUGCCCGUGUUUUAGUGCACUGUGCGGUGGGAGUGAGCAGGUCAGCCACCCUCGUCCUGGCCUACCUAAUGAUCCACCAUCAUUACACCCUGCUGGAGGCCAUCAAUAAAGUCAAAGAGCACAGGUGGAUUUUUCCAAACAGAGGAUUCCUCAAACAGCUUUGUGCCUUGGAGAUGAAACUGCACAACACGGCACAACCUCACAAAUGAUUUGGUAUUGUAAUCUAGAGAGUAACAAACCUAUUUUCAUCACACAGUGCUUUGACUUUAAUCAGUUUGCUUCAGAAAUGGUAUUUGACUCCAGCGCUCUGUUUGAUGUGAGUCAUCCUGCCUGUUUACACGAUAUCGAUCCCCAUCUUAAUAAGCGAUCAGUGUAGUCAACUCAGCCUCGGGCAGGAUCAAUUUUAGAGACUGAAUACAAGACAGAAUUACCUAUUUAAACCUUUGUGUUAUGACGAAGAAGGAAGCUCAUUCAUUAUGUUGUGGGCUAAAUUAAUGUGCCAGUCAGGCUGCUCGCCCAGUCUCAGGAAUAAUGAGCUCCCUCUGUUCACAUUAGUGUGGUCCAGACCUACACUGUAAAAAAUGACUUCAAAUACCAAUCUGUCAAAUAGCAACAGCACGACAAAGUUAUGUCUAUUUGGGUUUGUCCUGUGAGGGACGGGUGACCUGUCCUGAGUGAUCCGGCUCUUCCUGAUCAUCAGCUGUGAUCCGAAGCGGCACUGAAGAUGGAUGGAUUUAACAGAGAGUAAAUCAUAAACUGUUUGGAUGUUUUCAGUGAGCACUGGACUUUAAAAAUCAAACCUGAUGUUC
Salarias fasciatus (jewelled blenny) is the source of this 1161-nucleotide messenger RNA. RefSeq names its product dual specificity protein phosphatase 13-like. NCBI's taxonomy places the organism in Eukaryota, Metazoa, Chordata, Actinopteri, Blenniiformes, Blenniidae. Gene Ontology annotation, cellular component: cytoplasm. Gene Ontology annotation, molecular function: protein tyrosine/serine/threonine phosphatase activity; MAP kinase phosphatase activity. The transcript is spliced from 3 exons. The record is from RefSeq and is a predicted model, not a curated record. The coding region runs from base 1 to 561 and encodes 186 amino acids. Gene Ontology annotation, biological process: protein dephosphorylation; negative regulation of MAPK cascade.